UACAUGCAAAAGAGUAUGUAAGUCAAAUAUUUCUAGGUUAAAGCGUGUCGGUGUUUUGUAUCUGAAAAAUUAACUUAAAAUGCCGUAUUUAUGUUUGAUUCAAGAAGAAAUUGAAGAUUACGUCGAAUGCCUUAAAAAUUCUCAAGAUGAUCUUUAUACAGUGGUUGCGGUACCAAUUGACAAUAAGAAUAAUAAAAGUGUGGAAGGUGUAGAGGAAGAUUUAUAUCCCGAUACAAUUCUUCCUUCUGAGAAAUGGAACAAUAAAAUUAUUCUUAUGCUUUCUGAUGAUAUAAAUUGCGAUUCCGAAGAUACACAAGAACGCAAAAUGUCUGAAGAAACUUUAGAGCGGGAAAUAUCUUGGGCAGCGCAUUUACAAUUUGCUGGAUACGUAAUGGUGCGCCUCAAAAAUAAAAACAACACUAAUUUAGCUCGUUUGCUCUCUAAAUCCAUUAAAGGUAACGUGAUUGUUCGUGUUUUACUCAAUGCACCAAAAUCUGAACAAGAUGGUUUUACUGGUAAGGCUUGUGAAAAUGAGAAUGAAGAUAUUCGAUCUGAGUUUGAUCCUUGGCAUUGGUGGAAGAAAUUUCAUGCUCUCACCAAUUACAGUCCUAAAGUCAAAGUAGUAGUUGAAGUUCAUCCAAAUGAAGUACCUUCAAAGCAGGAAGUACUUCGCUGGCUAGGCGAGCCUCUGGAGGGAGUAAUUGUGCCAUCUCAGAUGUUUAUCAAAAAUGCAAAUGAUUAUCCUGUAUUGCCAAAGAUUUGGCAAAGUGUUUUAAUAGAUUUUGUACAAAUGCACAAAAAUUUUUUCGUAACAACCACCAAAUCCGAUUGUGCUAAAAAGUUUCAUUUAAGUCAAAAUAGCUAA
Molecule: messenger RNA, 865 nt
Organism: Teleopsis dalmanni
Lineage: Eukaryota; Metazoa; Arthropoda; Insecta; Diptera; Diopsidae
Product: protein arginine N-methyltransferase 5-like
Exons: 3
Coding region: 80-865 (261 amino acids)
Biological process (GO): regulation of DNA-templated transcription
Cellular component (GO): nucleus; cytosol
Source: RefSeq, a predicted model, not a curated record